Molecule: messenger RNA, 816 nt
Organism: Mollisia scopiformis
Lineage: Eukaryota; Fungi; Ascomycota; Leotiomycetes; Helotiales; Mollisiaceae
Exons: 2
Coding region: 1-816 (271 amino acids)
Source: RefSeq, a predicted model, not a curated record
AUGGCGUCCACCUCCAAUCCCACCACAAAGCAAUCCUCCAUCCCUCCACCACCCAUCCUCGCCGAAACAAUGGCCCCGCGCUCCUCCAAGACCUGGAACCGUGCCCUCACUCUUCCUCGCCCCUCCCGCAAACUACGCACCACCUUCUCCAAGACCCGAAAACCACUCACUCUAACCCGCUUCCCGGCUGAGAUCCGCGAGAACAUAUUCUCCCGUUGCAUCUCCAUCGUCGAUCCUCGUCGAAGCCCGAAUCUCAUCAUUGCGCUUCGCGGCCAUCCGCUUCUGUAUGCAGAGGUCCUGCGCGCUUUCUACAGGCUGAACGUCUUUGUUAUUUGUCGGGAUACGUUGAAGACGUGGGAGAGACUUGGAAAGAACACGGCGGUUUUGGAGAUGGUGAGAUGGGUUGAUGUUGUGGCGUUGACUCCGCAUCAACAAGUUAAGUUCAACAUUCUGCCGGGCAUCUUCAAGCCGGUAUUUGGAAAGAACCAGAUUGAGAGGCUGAAUUUCACGGUCUCUACGGAUGUGGAGCUGUCAAAGCGUGUGGCGAAGGUGUUGAAGGGAUUCCCGAAUCUGAAGUAUGUUGGUGUUUGGAUUCGCAGUGUGAUUUAUGGUGUGGAGGAGCGUGGCAAGAUGGAUCGUGCUAUGGAUGUGGUUGAUAAGGCGAUUGGGGUGAAGAGGAAGAUGUCGACGGUGAGUGCUACGAGCGCUGAGCAUUGGUUUUGGGAGCAUGCUAGUCGUUUGGUGCUUCCACUGCCAGGGAAGGAGGAGAGAAUGACGGCUUCCAAGGUGGGACGUCUCACUGUGACGAAGGGAUGA